Molecule: messenger RNA, 516 nt
Organism: Dermacentor silvarum
Lineage: Eukaryota; Metazoa; Arthropoda; Arachnida; Ixodida; Ixodidae
Exons: 2
Coding region: 1-516 (171 amino acids)
Source: RefSeq, a predicted model, not a curated record
AUGCCUGCCAUGUGGUUCCGAACUGGCUGUUCGCUGCCUUGUGUCUUUGCGGGGCGCCGCGAGAAACAAAUUGCAAGAACGUGCGGCGGCCGCGCCUUAUUCCCGCAGAUAUUCCUGGUUCUGGGCCUACUCUUCCGGCCGAGCCCCACGUUCCGUGACCACGAGUACACGGUGUCGGCCAAGAUCAUCGUGGCCUCCGUGGCCUUGGUGGCGCUGACUUUCGUGCCUUCUUACGCGUACUCCAUACUGGCUGCCAACAACUUCAACGUGGAGGUGGUGAAAGCCCAUGCGACCCGCUGGCGUCCGGCUGAUCCCCAGUUCGCUCGGGAAUACAAGAGCCGGCUCGUGAUUCGCGGCCUGAUCGUCAAGCAGCACCGCGUGGUGGAGGCAAGCAAGUCUGCCGAGGGCGCAGUGGUCGCGGAGGGUGGUGUGAACACCGGGCCCACCGGCACGUUUGCGGUUCACACUGGCACGGCGACCACCACCAAUCCCGGCUUGGAAGGCGUCACCAAGUGA